AUGAGGCCCAUAAAAUCCCUAGUCCCCAACCGGCCUCAGACCAAGUCACUAAUCCGCACUCCACUCACUAGUAUAUCAUCUCGCGAACAGUUAUUUCACAACAUUCCGAUCCCCGAUCCAGUUCCCAUCAUUAAUCAAAAGGCCACCGCCAUCAUGUGCAUCUACACGAUCAACGAAUACCCCUUCUGCAGCGAUCUAAACAUCUACGUCGCCCCCGAGGACGCCACUAUGUGCGAGGGCAACGGCAACCAGAUGUGCCGCAAGUACAGUUUCACGGCCUGCGCUAAUCUCACACGGACUGGCCGUCCGUGCGUGGCGCAUAGGAGCGAGAGGAAGUACCGUGAGGCAAUCGAGGCACGCGAGGAUACGAUUAUUAGGGUGCACCUUACGGACUGUAACAUGAAAGUGGAUGUGAACAUGGGCUGCAAAGUCGGCAACGGCAAACGCAGGACCGACUACUUCAACAAUCCAACUACCGUUGAUGGCGUCCCAAAUAUCGGGCCUCAGCGCUUCCCCAAAAUUGGGGUUGAUGGACAGAGGCUCAUCGAAUUGAUUCAAGAGAGAGAGAGGAAUUAA
Morchella sextelata is the source of this 576-nucleotide messenger RNA. RefSeq lists its product as uncharacterized. Bases 1 to 576 code for a protein of 191 amino acids. Lineage: Eukaryota; Fungi; Ascomycota; Pezizomycetes; Pezizales; Morchellaceae. The transcript has 3 exons. The record is from RefSeq and is a predicted model, not a curated record.